Messenger RNA from Armigeres subalbatus, 1586 nucleotides. RefSeq names its product dynein regulatory complex protein 9-like. The record is from RefSeq and is a predicted model, not a curated record. The transcript has 6 exons. Bases 6 to 1274 code for a protein of 422 amino acids. Lineage: Eukaryota; Metazoa; Arthropoda; Insecta; Diptera; Culicidae.
GUGGCAUGCACAUGCACCCACAGCCACGAGGGUACGAUAUGGCGGACUCAAUCGAUGAUAUCUUUGCCGGAGAUUCCCCGGAAGAUGUUCAAAUCGUGAAGAAUAUGAUUGAAAAGAUACGACUUGAGAUCAUGUCUUACGGUGAAGAGGAGUAUGAUUCGUACGAUCCAGGAAGCAGGCAAAAAGUGGAGUUCAACAUCCAAAUUAAUAGAGUCACUUUAAUCUUGCAAGAAAUGUCCGAAACGCUAGAGGUGCUAUUUAGCUUGCCGCUGAUUUGUCGAAGCAGCGAGCUAAUGGACGAGCAUUUCAACGACGAGGAAAGAGAUGUGUUGCGUUUACUAUGCAAGUACAUGCGAUCCAAAGAUGAUGCUGGAGGUACUAGUCCGGUCAUUGCUAAUCUAUCAGAGUUCCCAUCGACGAAAUUCAUUGAGCUGGUUGAAAUGGUAUCGAACAAGAGUCUUCAUAAGGCAAUUGCCGGUCAAAUUAGGAACCUUCCGGGCAUUUAUCGGAAAUUUCUAUCAAAUAUUCGUGAGUUUCGCAAAUUCACCAUUGCCAAGAUGAAAAUGACCGCACAGAAAGAUUUGGCCAAGGAGAAAAUCCUGCAUCGGAUGUGGCUAUCGAACGAGCGCAAUAUGAAAGAAAUCGCCAAAAUUGAACAGAUAUUGCGGGAAAAAAGAGCUUCCUUCCGGGAGGAAAUCGAGGAGAAGACGGCAAUCAUAGAAAAAUACCGAGCUGAAAUACAACGGCAAGAAGAACAAAGCAAAAGGGAAAUUACUGCAUUCAUUGAUGAAUCCGAUCGUAACAUGUUUCACUACUUCGAGCAAUGUGACAAUCGAUAUGAGGAACUGCAAAAAGAAGCUAAUCGUUGGGUGAACGAGUAUCAGAAAAUCUUGGACUAUGAUUUGCGCUUGGAAAAGGAGAAUCGAUUGAAGAAGGCUAAGCUCACGCAGCAGCUUCAAUCGUGGCUCAACAAGUACGACAAGGAUGCUGGCGAACGGACCAGAGAGCUGAACACCCUUGCCAGUACCUUGCGAACUCGUCGUGAGGACUUUGAUGACUGGAAAGAAAAUGUAUUCGAUCCUCAAGAGAAAACAUAUUUUGAAGCAAUUGAAGAACACCGGGUGGCCGAAUUGCGGGCACGCGAAGAGCGUAUGCAGCUAUUCAUGAUGAAGCGAGCGGCCAAGACACUGCAGCGUGCUUGGCGUUCGGUUGCCGAGCGGAAGCGCAAAAUGCGUGGUCGUCGUGGAGGGCGACGCGGAAAAGGCAAGAAGUAAUUUCACUAUCAGAAACCAUACAUUUACAUUACAUACCUCAACAUAUCACGUUGAAAGCAUCUUCCCACAGUAUCACAUUAUGGUUUUAUACUGGUUUUGAAGUAGACCUGUAGAACAAAUGUUCUUCAAGAUCAUUAUAAUGCCGAAAAUCAAUAACCAUCAAUAAAACAGUAUUCACAUCAACAAGUCUCCAACCAUGCAAUCAACUUGAAAUAAUAUUUCAAAAUAUACCUGAUAAUCAAUUAUACAAUCUAUCAUACCGCAUCAUACUUUGUCAACUUUUCCCAUCAUUUAAAAUCAACGUGUCUCAUU